CAGGCGUCUGGUAAAUCGAAACUAUUUAAAUAGUGUUGGGCUGCCAUUUAAAAAAAGAUUGAGCAGGUAUUUAUAUGGCUGGCACUUCUGGACCGGAAAUGCCGGAGGACAAGGCAGAUGAAGACGAGGCUGUGACCCAGUUUCUGAUGAGUAUUGGCCUUGACUGCCUCACAGAACUGUUCUCCAAACAAAAGAUUACCAUGGAUAUUUUAAAGGAGAUGACUUCAGAGAAUUUGAAGGAGGCUGGAGUACAGGAGUAUGGUUACAGACACAAGAUUAUUAAAGAACUUAACAAAAGAAAAGGGACUUCGGCGUCUGUUCAAAGGUCAAUAUAUCAACGAAAAAGAAAGGCAAUCUUUGAACAGCAUAAUAUGAUACCCAGCAAGAAACACUGCAAACUUGGGAACACUUUUUAUCAAAAAACUGCGCCGUACCCGAAGAGAAAAUCCGUGAAACCAGGAACACAAAUACCACAAAUCCAUCAGACGGCAGCUUCGACACAGACAUCCUUUCCUUCAUCUCAAAAUAAUUUGUCAAGUACGAGGAAUUCAAAUAAUCAUGGGUUGAUGCAAACCAUGGCUACUCAAAACAUCCCACAAACAGUUUCUUCCAACAGUUUGAGUAAUACUAAUUCAAUAUUUCCUGCCACUAGUAAUAGUCAAAUUGCUACAAGAAGUACCAACCAAUCGAUGCUGGUAAAUAUCCAACCAAUAUCAGCAGGUAAUAGCCAAGGCACGAGUCAGUCAAUUACAUUACCCAACCAGUCCUCUGUCAGUCCAUCAGCCACAACUUGUAUCACUACCUCAUCCUCCUCCUCAACAUCGACUUGUUCAAGUUGUACAACAAUGUCUUCAUCUCCAUGUGCUUCACACUUAACCCUUACAUAUGACAAUGAUGACGCCAUUACAGAGGACGAAAAUAGGUUCUUGAGGUUUUUAUUGUUGGCACAACUGGGUACUGAAGCUAUGAGGAUGGCAUUUGACAAUACUGUUCCACCACCCCACCUGGCUUCUCAUCUACAGACUCAUAUACGCAAACUAAAGGAGAGAUGUACUUCACAGCAGAUGAAGGUCCUUUUCCCAACCUAUCUGGUAUCGACGACAAACUUCGAUACAACUUUGCUCUACACUCUUUUCCGUAAUACAGUGAGUGUUAAGGCGCCCUCUAACGGUUGGGGAAAAGAUCCUCGCCCUCACAGCACCUCUCUUACUGAUGAUAUAGAGCGAGUAAGGAUACACAGAAACUCCAUCUGUCAUGGGAAGACUUCAAUGGAUCAACUGACUUUCCAAAGGAAAUGGUUUGAUUUAUCAGAGGCAAUUUCUCGUUUGAGUAAUGGAAAAUUGAAAAAAGAAACUUCUUCUUUGGAGACGAGAAAUUUUGAUAAGAAAGCUAGGAAGAGUAUCAUGGAUGACUUUGAUCUCCUACAAAAUAGAGUCUCAGAGUUAGAGCAGACUCAUAUACCAGCGCACAUAAAAGAACGUCAAACUGAGGAGAUAAAAGUGUGGGAGGAAGAUGAUGAAGUGUUCUGUGAGACUCGUGCCUUUAAUGAGUUUGAAGAGAUGAUGAAUAUUCAUAAUAUAGUCACCAUUAUAGGAGGACCAGGUACAGGAAAAACAGCAAAGGCACGCCAUCUAGCGAUCAAAUACAAAAGCGAGGGAUGGGAGAUCAUCCCGGUCAUUUGUUUAGAGGAUAUCAAAAACUUUGGACAUUUCAGUGUUAAACAGCUUUUUUUGUAUGAUGAUCCAGCUGGUGUGUUUGGGUUUGAUAGGUCAAGAUACAAUUCCUUAGUAGAUUUUACAAAAAUCAUUAAGUCCUUAUCAGAAAAAUAAGCAAAAUUCAUUUUCACUUGCAGAAAAGCAGUGUUUAAUGAAGGUAGAAAAUUAGACCUGUAUAUUUUUCAAAAUACGAUUGAUAUCGAGAGCAAAGGAAUGUCCCUUACAACAAAUGAUAUGAAGAAAAUGCUCACAAUUCAUUGUGAGAAAAGCAGAGUUGAAAAGUCUGUUUAUCAAUGCUUGUCAUUUAAAUCAGGAUUUUUGAUGUUUCCUUUGCUUUGCAAACUGUUUUCGAAAGAAGUCCAAUAUCAAAAAGAUGGAGGACGAUUUUUUGAAAUGCCUAAGCAGUGUUUGGUUGCAGAGUUUGAGAAAAUGAAGCUUCUAAAUAAGACUCACUACGCUUCGUUAGCUCUU
Saccostrea cuccullata (small rock oyster) is the source of this 2186-nucleotide messenger RNA. RefSeq lists its product as uncharacterized. NCBI's taxonomy places the organism in Eukaryota, Metazoa, Mollusca, Bivalvia, Ostreida, Ostreidae. The transcript is spliced from 8 exons. The record is from RefSeq and is a predicted model, not a curated record. The coding region runs from base 75 to 1829 and encodes 584 amino acids. Gene Ontology annotation, molecular function: protein binding.